Molecule: messenger RNA, 2508 nt
Organism: Cynoglossus semilaevis (tongue sole)
Lineage: Eukaryota; Metazoa; Chordata; Actinopteri; Pleuronectiformes; Cynoglossidae
Gene: nog2
Product: noggin 2
Exons: 1
Coding region: 1172-1801 (209 amino acids)
Biological process (GO): osteoblast differentiation; dorsal/ventral pattern formation; negative regulation of BMP signaling pathway
Source: RefSeq, a predicted model, not a curated record
UUAACUUGGGACAGAGCAGUCACUCGGCAGACACGCUCAGUCAUGCACACACACACACACGAGCACACAGCAGUGUGUACAGAAGCGAACACGGGAUUCCACAGCAGAGCGAGCUCCCACUCCAAACUCGGACGCUACGUUUGUUUUGCAUUUUGUCAGCGCAAGAACUGACCACGGAACGAACAUUUGAAGAAGAAGAAAAGAAAAAGAAAAAAAAAGAAUAGUCUGCAGUGAGGGGCCUCUGGUGAUGCCCCCCGUGACAGUCUGAGCUGCUCUGUUUGCUUCGUGCCUUGUUGGUAGAUGCGCAGGGCAGAGUGUGGUGGGAGUAUCGCGGCUACGUGUGAUGACACCGCAUCGCUGAUUUUGGAACACCGUCUGGAAUAACAGAUCGGCGCUGGGAUUGUUCGUAAUCUGUGUUGGAGUACAUACCUCCACGAUCUGCGGAGUUUUUGAAUCCUCUCCACGGCUGGAACGCACCGCAGAGAGCGAGAGUGGGAGAGAGAGAGAGGGAGAGAGGGAGAGGGAGAGAGGGAGAGAGAGAGAGGAGCUGGCUGGUAUUUCCCCCACAGUGCGCACAUUUUGUGAGACUUUUAACGAAGUUGUGAGCGCCAGGCGCCGUUCAGAGGAGAACCCGAGUUUAGAAAAGCCGUGCGUAAAAAUAACAUUGGCCGCAGCGGCUUUCUGUGCAGGGCUCAUGACAUUUAAAACGUGGUGAGAUCCUUUCUUUUUUUUUUCUUUUCUUUUCUUUUCUUUUUUUUUUCUGGAGUGCACUUUCUGUUCUCCCUAGGAAUCGCUGUCUUGCGCGCUGUCAUAUAACCUAAACGCUUGGUAUCUCAGGGUAACCAUGACAACCAAAGAAAACUGGCAAUGCAGGCAAGGGUGCGAAGUGAGGCUGAAGAAUGCGUGACCAGAGUUUUACUCCUUUUGAGGUUUUCAGAGUCUGCGCAGCUCGCGGAGAAGCAACGCUGAAAGGGGCUGCGGGAGCAGAGCGCAGCAGCGCCAUGUCAUUCAAACCCGAGGCGGUGGUCUAUUAAAAGUAUCGCCGCGCGUAUGUGACUGAACUUUCACUAUUUAUGAAGUCUCGGACUCGUCGUUACAGCGACCACAGUGACCCGGAAAAGAACAGCAACGGGUUUUUUACGCGUGCGUAAAAGCAACAGGCAAAAAAAAAAUGGGCCUGUCACAAAAGCUCCUCUUUUACGCGCUGUUCUGCGUCCACCUCGGAAUCUGCCAGCAUUUCGUCCUCCUCCGUCCAUCUCCCAGUGACCACCUCCCCGUCCCCGGCCUGAAGGAAGACCCAGACCCGGAGUACGACCCGCGGGAGCAAGACUUGACCGAGAGGACUUUGAGGAAAAAACUCGGCAGCAACUUUGACCCCAACUUCAUGUCCAUAAGCUCGCCCACGCCGGCGAACGUCUCGGACGGCGUCGUGAAGGUGCCAGGGCUGAUGCCCAAUGACAUUAAAAAGCUGGACCUCACAGAGACCCCGUAUGGGAAGAGGGUCAAAAUUGGCAAGAAAGCCCGCAGGAAAUUCCUGCAGUGGCUGUGGACGUACACGCACUGCCCGGUGGUGUUCACCUGGAAGGAUCUGGGCGUCAGGUUCUGGCCACGUUACAUCAAGGAGGGGAACUGUUUCGCCGAGCGCUCGUGCUCCUUCCCCGAAGGCAUGUCGUGCAAGCCCAUCAAGUCCAUCAACAAGAUCUUCCUGCGCUGGUACUGCCAGGGCUUCCUAAAACAGAAGUACUGUACGUGGAUACAGGUGCAAUACCCGAUAAUCUCAGAGUGCAAGUGUUCGUGCUGAGUCUCUUAAUAAGGAGGCAUCAGCCGGAGGGAGCGGACUGGAAACUGUUUUCUAUUGCACUGUUUAACUCUCUACAGAGAUGGGCACCAUAGCAAAUCUAUUUUUAUAUGUGUCGUGUAAGUGAAAUCCAUACAUUGUAUAUAUUUAAGACAAAUGCAGCUAUUUUUUCUAAUUAAAUCAGGACCAUGUUUUAUUCUCAGCCCUGAAAAGCUUUUUUUGAUAUUUUUAUGAGACUUUUUUUUUUUUUUUUUUUUUUUUUGAAGAUGGAAUGCAUAUGCUACACUUCCACGAUGGGUGAACUUUUCUCUGUCAAGUGAACAUUGAUGCUGACUGUUACUGCAAUGCUGCUUGGAUUUUUUUUUGUAUUAUAUUGAUAUGAAUAAUAAUAAAUUAUCAAUAAUAAAUUGUAAACACGUGAGGUUAAACUAUAUCAAGGCAUGAAGGAUAAAGACAUAUGAAGGCAUGAACUCAGCAUUUUUUUUUUCAGAAUACAUAGUAUUGUAGAAAUUUUUUUUUUUUAAUGUAUGUUUUAUUUAUGAUUUUAACGGUUGUAUAGAGUAUAGAGUAUACAGAAAGAUGAUAGAUUAUACAAAAAAAAAAUUAUGGGAGAUAUAUGUAUACUUGAAUAUUUCUUAAAAUCUAAGUAAAAUAUAUAAGUGUUCAUGUUAUGGAUACACAUUUUAGCAAUAAAGUCUAUCUUUCUAGCA